AAAGGGAAGGUGGUGCUGGGGACCUGUUGGAAAUGACGGGAGAAGAAAUCGGAUUUCAAUAUAAAGACCGAAAUAGUAAGCCUGGAAGAUCGCAAAGAAACUUCACCAGAUCUGCGUGCUAAGGGGUGUGAAUCCCCAUGGAGACCCUGAUGAGUGCGGUGGCUCCCCGGUCCCCGGCCCCGGUGAAGAACGCCUCGGCGGUGGACUUCCGGUCGGGGGUCAUGCUGGAGCAGCUGUCGGCCCAGGUGUCUGAGCUGGUCACCCUGGAGCAGGGGGACUUCGGGGACCAACUGGCCCUGGAGGUCCACACGGCCAAAGACUUUAUCUUCAACAUGCUGGGACUAGUACAGAAGGUGGACCAGCGUCUUCCAGUGGCCAAUGAGUACCUGCUCCUGUCUGGGGGUGCCAGGGAGGGGGUCCUGGACCUCAACCCAGAGGAGCUGGGGGACUACGCCAAGGGGGCUGACUUCGACCUGGACUUCACCCUCCUGGUGCCCGCGCUCAAACUCCACGACCGCAACCAGCCCGUCACCCUAGACAUGCGGCAGUCGGCUCCCUGCCACUCCUGGCUGUCCCUGCGUCUCUGCGACCCCAACACUCUGGCCAGGUGGAGCAUCUGCUGCCAGGAGGAGAAUGGAUUACCCCCCGAUGAUGAGGAGGAGGAGGAGGAGGAGGAGGAAAGGGGAAUGGGUCACCAAGCCUCUGGUGCCGUUCCCCCCUCUCUCCAUUCCCCCCACCAGUCUCUGGAUGGGUGCUACUUCUCUCCGGCGCUGGUGGCUGACUGGUUCUGGGGGGUGGUGGGUGAGGCGGUGGACGAGCUGAGACGUUCCCCCCAGAGAGGCAUCCCCAUCCCGGAGAGGCUGGAGCGCAACGGGCCCCUGACCACCCUCAUUCUCCAGGCGGGGUCCAGCCGGGUGCUCUAUGACCUGCUGCCUGUGGUGUCCUUCCGGGGCUGGCCUGCCGUGGCCCAGAGCUGGCUGACGGCCAACCACUUCUGGGACGGGAAGAUCACGGAGGAGGAGGCCAUCUCUGGGUUCUACCUGUUGCCCUGCCCAGCCCCGCUGGGGGGGAGGCCCGACCGGGAGUGGAGGCUGGCCUUCUCACGCAGCGAGGUUCAGCUGAAGAAGUGCAUCCCGUUUCCCAUGGCCCAGGCCUUCCAGGCAGCCAAGGCUGUCCUCUCCCGCCUCCUGGCUCGCCCCCGCACUGGCCUCAGCCCCUACCACCUCCGCACCCUCCUCUUCUGGGCCUGUGACCGCUUGCCCCCCUCCUACCUGUCCUCGCCCGACUCCGACACCCCCGCCCGCCUCCUCCUGGGCCUCCUGGAUGACCUGGCCCACUGCAUCUUGGGUAAGAACUGUCCCAACUACUUCUUGCCCCAGUGCAACAUGCUGGAGCACCUGUCGGACAGCCAAGCCCUGCUGGUGGCCCGGAAGCUGGCCCACGUCCGAUCAGACCCCACCGAGCACCUCCGGGCGGCCCUGGACCAGGCACGGCAGGCAGGCCAGCUCAAGAGGGAGGCAGCGGGCGCCACCAAUGGGCAUGGAGGGUCACCUGGCCACGGUUACCCGGCCAGCGGCAUCAUCUCGCCCUCGGACGACAAGCUGGCCGCCAGGCUGCAGCAACUGGUGACAGAAAACCCUGGGAAGUCGAUUUCUGUGUUUCUCAACCCUGAUGAUGUCACGAGGCCCCACUUCCGCAUCGAUGACAAAUUCUACUGACCUGAGGGCCUAGUGUAGUGUUGUGGUAGCGACAUACAAACACACACUCACACACACAAGUAAAAUAGCGGGCCAAAAGUUGGCAAGUCAACCAGGAUGGCUCAAGAGGCGAAACACUGCCGAGCCUUGCUGCUCCCUAUACUGCCCCCUGUUGGAGGCUAACGAUAACGACGCUAACUCUAACGAGUGUUAACAACUCUGCUGUAACUAUAAGACACUACCAAAAAAUCUAUACUGCACACUCCCAAGAAGAGGAGGCUAGCCCUAGAGAAACCAACACUCUUCUAUCGAUUUAGUAGAGUGUGAUGUCAUAAAGAGACCUCACGACAGAAAAAGGCUUGUGAAGUUACCACGGAGACCGACCACUGCUCUUUAUCAAGCUUGCCCUAAUGAGAUGUUUUUUUAGCUGGUGCUACAAAGAAAAGAAAGAAUCGCUUUAGAAAGAAGCUGCUGCUUACAUAGAGAAUGAAACAGUGUACCCUAAGGGUUUAUGCUCUUCUCCUCUCUCUACACUACUGAGAAAAUACUGUAUCCCCCCCCCCACCCCUUUUCUGCCCAAUCAGAGUGGGUGAUAACUGAAUAAGAAAUGGAGAAUCAAGGUACUAUGAUGUAACUGAAUGUAAUUUGGUGUGGGGAGAUGUCUUUGAACAAAGAGUAUUUUCUUUCUUCCCUCUUUCUAUACUUCUUUUUAUCCCUCUUUAUCUCUCGACCCUCUGCCCCUCUAUUUCUUUAACUCCCUAUCUCGCUCUUUCGCUCUCUCUCAGGUAUUUUUAAUGUUUGUUUUCUCUGUGACGCCAGACUCCCUCUGGUAGGGUUAUGGUCUCCCCCAUAUCUAUCUGAAUGGUAUAACCCAGGGCUGUCCUUCCAUUUCAACACUCAUUAUGUGACGGAAGGCACCAAAGAGCCACGCUGGAGGGGUGUUCCGAAGAGACUUUGCUUCUCCAAUCUACCACCUCAUAAGAAAGGUAUCUGUACUCCCUGACCCAGAGUCAGUCUGUACUGUUAACGCUCAUAUUCUCCACCUUUACAAUCCUGACCAACAUGCAGGUCAGAGAUCACCUCAUCAAUUUGCCUUUUAUCCCCUGAAAGCUUGAAGCAGUUUAUCAUCAAAUAAGGGUCAUAUCAUAGGAGCUCUCAACUUAAUUCAGUUCCUUUUUAUUAAAGUCCCUUUUGAAAGUCUUUGAAAUGAUCUUAACAGUGAGAUGUGGUCAUUAAACGCUGUAUGAUAUAGACAGACUACCUGUAAGGAGACAGGUUGGUGAGGAGGAGAGGAGAGGUGUGAGGCAGGGUUAGCUGCUGACACAGUUGGCACACUGCUUGAUUGUAUUCUAAUCUCUACGUUACGACAUUACAGCAUUACAAAACAGCCAUGGCAUGGCUGGCUACAUCAUGUAAUCUCCCUGAGGCUUGUGUAAGGGCUAUUUGCUUUGUUCCACUUUUUUGAUUCAGUCUAGUGUGUGUGUGUGUGUGUGUGUGUGUGUGUGUGUUAAGAUGGGGAGGUUUGUGGUUGAAACAAAAGAAAAAGCUUUUGUAUUGUGUUGUCUCAGAUUUUAAUUGUAAGAGACUUGACUGGUUUUUGUGCUGGUCCCUCUUCUGCUUGGUUGGCCUGUUUUAAUAAGGUGUGCGUUUUGAUUAUUGGAUGACUGAUCAAGGUCUUUAAAUGUGCUGAUGUAAUGAGAGGGAGAGAUCCAGAGAGAUGGAACGGGAACAAAUGCGCAGCAGGACUCAAUCACCCAAAUGUGCUAGCUACCCAUUCUACACCCCCAUCUCUUUCUGUGUGUGGGGGUCUUGGGGGCCCUAUCUUGUCUACCCAGAUGUGUGCUGUUAGCGGGGGGGUGGAUAGAGGGAUGGAUGGGGAGACGGGCCAGCCGCCGGCCCUUUGUAGAGAUGAGCGCUAAAGGAUGGGGCUCCUGGGAACUGGGACAGCUGCUUGUCUCUCUCCCUUUCUCUUUUUUUCUCUCUCUAUCCGCCCUCCGUACUGCUCCCAUCUCUCUAUAUACUGUAUUUAUGUCUCUCUCUCUCCUGCUUGUUGAAUAGUAUUAAUGAAAUAUCAUGGUGAACAUGAACGUUCGUUCGCACAAUACACUAGAGGUCAAAGGAAACUGUUAUUUGGAUUCUAUAGAAUUCUAUGUUCUAGAAUCGCGGUACUACUUUAAUGGUGCUGCGUGUAUUGGUACUACUUGUAUACAUCAGUAUUGCUAUUCAAACAGCUUCAGUUAGUGGAGCGAUUUAGGAACUACUAGUAAAUUGUGCGGGCACUUCUGUUCUGUAUAGCCUUGGUAGAGGUGACUAUGAAUCAGGACACCUUGACAAACCAAAGCAUGUAGUGAUGGUUAUGAUACAGAAGAAUGUAGACCCAGACGAUAGUUAAGUGUGGGUAUGUAAACUCCCAAGUAUCAGAUGUGUGUGAUCCUAGCACUUUCAAGGUGGGGGCCUUCGACACACCACAGCCCAAUGUUGUGGUGAUGUUGUAAGAAUGUUUGUGAACGUUGCAAGAAAAUGUAUCAACGUUGUCAGGACGUUUUUGAGGUGUCCUUUUUCUCUUUCCUGAAUGUUCCCCUACGUUUUAAACACACCAUAGUCCAACGUUGUGGUAAAGUUGUUUGAACGUUGACAGACUUCCUGAAUGCUCCCAUAAAGUUUUAAAUCCAGUGCUGUUUGAAAUAUGCACUGUCAGGAGUAUCUCUCAUGAUGUACCUUAAUCUGCCUAGUUAGUGGGCAUAGAAAUAGUAUGAUGUUUGAAUCAAUAUUUAGCCUCUAUCUGUGAAAAAUUGAAACACACUUUGAUCUUGGUGUAAAUUAUCAAUAAAAAAAGUGAAUGGCAGCAGUUUUUAUGCAAUUCUGUACCCAAACUCACUUCUAAUGGACUGUCUGCUGCAGAAAGAGCUGUUGUUCCCUUUUUAUCUUCAAUAAUUAUCAUGUUUAUUGUGAAGUUUAAAAGUAUAUGGAGAAAUCAGUUAAUUCUGCCCAGGGUUUAUAUAUCUAUAGAAUAAGAAAUGUGUGUUCAAUGAUAUGACAUUAUCAAACAUUCAGACAGCCUUCUCCCAUUGCUUUCUUGUUUGAAAUCUGAUAUCAUAGAAACUUCGGAGGCAAUGUGUUGUCACUGUACUGCUGAAACUACUAAACGUUAUAUUAUUUUGUCCUUAAACUACUGAUAAUUGUUUUUGAUUGAAAAUAAAUAAAUCAUGUAACACA
Molecule: messenger RNA, 4913 nt
Organism: Coregonus clupeaformis (lake whitefish)
Lineage: Eukaryota; Metazoa; Chordata; Actinopteri; Salmoniformes; Salmonidae
Gene: tmem102
Product: transmembrane protein 102
Exons: 7
Coding region: 138-1718 (526 amino acids)
Source: RefSeq, a predicted model, not a curated record